AACACUGCCACCUCCUCCAGCCGCCUGACGCCGCUCCAUGUGGCUGUGAUGGCGGGGCAUGCGGAAGCCGUCUCCCUCCUCCUCAACAGCAGCGCCAACAUCUUCUUGCAAGACAUGCUGGGAAGGACGGCGCUUCACUAUGCAAGCGAGCGGGGGUAUGAAGGGUGCGCCAUGGCGUUGCUCUCAGCG
Molecule: messenger RNA, 189 nt
Organism: Guillardia theta CCMP2712
Lineage: Eukaryota; Cryptophyceae; Pyrenomonadales; Geminigeraceae
Exons: 1
Molecular function (GO): protein binding
Source: RefSeq, a predicted model, not a curated record